Messenger RNA from Stomoxys calcitrans (stable fly), 944 nucleotides. RefSeq names its product farnesol dehydrogenase. Bases 101 to 913 code for a protein of 270 amino acids. The transcript has 2 exons. NCBI's taxonomy places the organism in Eukaryota, Metazoa, Arthropoda, Insecta, Diptera, Muscidae. The record is from RefSeq and is a predicted model, not a curated record. Gene Ontology annotation, molecular function: oxidoreductase activity.
AUUAAAAGUUUAAAAUAUUUAAUUUUGUAUCAGAAGACAGUGUUUGCUGAGAUCAGCAGACUAAUUUCUUUGGGUAUACGCGUACAUUUGUGUAUUUUUCAUGUGUGAUAAGCAAUGUUUUAAGGUUUUAUUGUCAAAUCAACAUCUAAUUAGUCAGUGUUUGGAAAAAAGUAAAAGCAGCAAAAUGGAACGUUGGAUGAAGCGCAUUGCCGUAAUUACUGGUGCCAGUUCAGGCAUUGGUGCAACAAUUGCAAAAGAUCUGCUGGUGUCUGGAUUGAUUGUUGUCGGUUUAGCUCGGCGCAAAUUUCGCAUUGAGGAGUAUAAAAAAGAUUUGCCCGAGAAUCUUCAAGCAAACCUUUAUGCUGUUCAUUGUGAUGUGUCCAAUUUACAAUCAAUUACGGACGCCUUCGAUUGGAUAGAAGCUAAUUUGGGUUGCAUAGAUAUUUUAAUCAACAAUGCGGGUAUUUUUAAAUUGGGUGCAUUAUCCGCUAUGGAUCUUAAUAUUAUACAAAAUACACUGCAAGUUAAUGUGAUGGGAGUGGUGGCUUGCACUCAGCGGGCCUUUAGGUCAAUGAAACGGCGAAACUUUGAUGGACACGUGAUAAUUAUCAAUAGCACAUUAGGCCACAAUAUACCAUGCCUGCCCGAUAUGGAAAUAUGGAGCAUAUAUCCCGCUACAAAAUAUGCCUUGACAGCCAUUACCGAGAUCUAUCGCCAAGAAUUCCGAGGCUUGGGUACAAAAGUAAAAGUAACCAGUAUUAGCCCUGGACUAACGGACACCGAAAUGGUUGAUGACAUUUGGAAGAAUGAAGCGAAAAUGCUCAGGGCUGAAGACAUCGCUCAAUGUGUGCAUUAUGCACUUUCCACCCCACCACAUGUUCAUAUUCAUGAGCUAAUUGUACAAUCAUUAUAAAUGCAUACUCUUGAACUGUCAAGAUAACUCA